AUGAUCCCGGAGGUUGAAGGACUCGACAAAAUUUGCCUCGAUACAGAUUCAGACAAAGCCAAAGAAGUUGAGCCUAAAAGACGGGGUAAAGCGACAGCAAUACCGUGGACACAUAAAGAGGACGUUUUACUAUGUCGAGCUUUCUGUACCAUCUCAAGUGAUCCGGUCAUUGGCGCUCAACAAACGUCCGAAGGCUUUUGGAGGCGAAUUAUACAGUAUUAUAAUGAAGCUGGUGAAGCACGAAACCUCAUUCAGAGAACCAUGGAGUCAGCAAAAUCUCAUUUUUAUGCUUUCCAUGGAGACUGUCUCAAAUUUAAUGCGUCAAUAAACAGGUUUUGGGCUGAUCAAAGAAGUGGUGAAAAUGAUGCAAUUGUUUUGCAGAAUGCACUAAUGGAGUGGAAUAACGAGGGGAAAAAGAAAGGGGCUUUAAAUGGCUUCAUUGCUGGGAG
Messenger RNA from Striga hermonthica, 449 nucleotides. The record is from the annotation of a GenBank genome assembly. NCBI's taxonomy places the organism in Eukaryota, Viridiplantae, Streptophyta, Magnoliopsida, Lamiales, Orobanchaceae.